This is a messenger RNA of Leishmania major strain Friedlin, 927 nucleotides long. RefSeq lists its product as hypothetical. NCBI's taxonomy places the organism in Eukaryota, Euglenozoa, Kinetoplastea, Trypanosomatida, Trypanosomatidae. The record is from RefSeq and is a predicted model, not a curated record. The transcript has a single exon. The coding region runs from base 1 to 927 and encodes 308 amino acids.
AUGCUUCUGAGUGCACAGGGAAGGUCCUUGCGGCUGCUUGGUGCGUUUAGCGGGUUUCCUUUCACUAGCACCGCGCUUCCCGUGGCAGCCAGGCGCUGCCCAGCUCAAGCCCACCAUUUGAGUAAGCGAAGCCCCUCGUCAUCCUGGAAUGCCUUGAGAGGUACCCGGGUCACACGAUGUGUUGUGCUGCCGGCAGGACGGCGCUGGGCCACCGACUGCGAAAGCGCUGCUCUCGAACCGAACAGAGGUCCGACGCUGGUGUCCAGGCGCACUGUCCACUCGGCUGCAGCCUCUGCCGCAAAGCCGGCGAACGAAGCUGACGGCGCUGCGGUUGUGGAGACUGUGAGCGCAUCACCUGCGACUACUUUGCAAUCCAGCGAGAGUGCGACCGCACAAACCGUGAUGGCGGCUGCCAUUGGUGCAGCAGCUGCUGCUGAGUCGCAGGACACUGGCGCAACAGGUGAUCAACAGUCUUCGAGGAGCACCACCGCUGCAGCAACCGCAAUGGAGACGAUGCCAGCAGACCAGGUAAGUAUGUGGCGGCGUGUCUGGCGAGCCUUCAAGAGCGAGGGCACAGACUUCUCCAUCUUCUACCUGCCCUUCUAUGGUGGCACAUUUGUGUUCUUCUACUUUGCAUUCGCGACGGGGCUGAUGCGCAAGGAGGCAAUCCUCGACGGCGUGCUCUCCUGGAUGGGCGACAGGGUCGACCACGCCAAGCUGCACGCCCGCAUCGCCGCGUGGAAUUCUUGGGCCAACUUGGGCUUCGCCAUCGCCAUCAACGAGUUGGUCGAGGUUGUACGCCUCCCUGUGGUGUUUGUCCUCUAUUAUGCAAUGAGGCCGCACUCGAAUCGCUUUGCGCGCUGGCUUGCUGGCCUCGCCCGUCGCUUGCGGCGUGGUAAGUGGACUGACGGCGCGGCGAAGGCCUAG